GCAGAAGAAGAAGUUGGAGGCGGAAGUAAGAAGUAAACUGAAGGCAGCAGCAGCAGCAGCAGAAGAAGAAGAAGUAAUGUGAAGAAGUGUGAACUGUUCCUCUGAGUGAGAGAUUGGGAUUCAGCAUGGCGCAGUCUGGAUCCGGUUCAGGAACAGGAAACCGAGACUGUCGGUGGCCCGGCCGUCCAGACUCGGGGUCUCAUCACUUAUCCGCAGGGGGAAUAGGAACAGACGUCAUCCUCACCAAAAUCAACCAGCACAUGAGCAUGCAGCAGGAGAAGAGAAGAAAAGGAUGGACAGGUCUCGACACUGUAAGCCUCUGGACCCGCACUUUGCAUAUCCCCUCCCGAAGAAUUUCUACGGCUCCGAUGACUUCGCUAACGACGAACUGCCUCAGCACGGCUGCAUAGACUUUGGGCAUGGGGGUGAAGCCCAGAGGCCUCGCGGUUCUCCAGGGGAGGACCACGGGGCACAGCCUGUCUUCAGCACCAGGAAGGCGAAAAGGAAGUUAUGGAAGAAGCGAUCGAAAGCUCUGAAGGCUGCAUAUAAAGCUCAGGCAGCGUUGGGUCUCCACAGCACAGGUGGCACUGACGACAUCACAACCGAGAAGCAGCAGGUCCCCCCGGAGCAAGAAGGGAAGAAGAGGAGGGACGGGCCGACCGACGCCGACGAGCCCAAGUUUAAAAUCGCCAAGACCUCGUGCGAGUCCACAGGCGACCACAAGGAUUCAGCGAACAAGGCGGAACAACCCGAGAGAGCUGCAGCUCGAACUGUCUCUAUCUCAGGAGCUGAAGGACUAAAUAAUGAGGAGCUCCCUCAGCUCAAAAUCAAGUUUCAGAACAAGAAGGUCCAACCCUCAGACAAUGGUGCAGGAAGUCAUGCUGAGGAGAUCCAUGAGAAGGCCUCCAAAUCUGCAGCUGUAAGAGAAAGCUAUACUUCCUAUAAAAAAGUUGAUCCUCAACAAAGGAGGCAAAGUAAUGAGCAUUCAGGAACCAGGACUGGCCACGAGAGGAAUCCUAAAAAGAAGGCCAAAAAGAAGAACCAGACCUACUUUUGGAACCCAGGAAUGAAGAUCACAGCCCAGAGGGUAGCUUUUGUAUGCUCGGUGUGCAAGUUCCACUCGUUCUACAGAAAAAAGUUGGCAGAACAUUUGGAAAGCACAUUCCACAAAGAACACUUCAAGUUCCUGUUGGAGCACCUCUCUGAACCGACUGUGAACUUCCUGCAGGGACAUUUCAAGAAGAGGCAAAACAAUGUUGAGAAUUUCAUUAGUCAUCUACAGAAUCACCGGGAGACCCUCUGUCAGCUGUAUGAAGAUCGGGACCUGACUCGAGACAUCAGCAUGGAGAACUUCAUUAGGAAGGCGGAAGCAGCUCACUGUGUAGCGUGUAACAUGUACAUACCCAUGGUGCAUCAAUUGAUUCAGAAACACCUCAAGUCCCCUGAGCAUAAUCAAAACUGCAGGAUGAUGAUGGUGGAGUCUAAACAGAUGGGGCUGUCCAUUGCCCAGCGCAUCCUCAGUGAAAGAUUUAUGAAGAAGAAAUUGAAGUUGUACCUCAAGGACGCCAUGGUGACCAAUAAGCCUGAAGUGAACCAGGAAGUUCCCAAUGCAGUACCAGAUAUGAUGAGCCAAGACGCUUUCUGUGACCAGGUGUCCAAAGCUUCAGAGGCAGUCAGAAACAGGAAAGACCAAGUGGAGCCAUUCUGUGAACAGGUGAUCAACACUGAAGAAGAACCAGGAGAACGGAAAGACCAACAGGUGGAGCCAUUCUGUGAACAGGUGAUCAACACUGAAGAAGAACCAGGAGAACGGAAAGACCAACAGGUGGAGCCAUUUUGUGAACGGGUGAUCAACGCUGAAGAAGAACCAGGUGAACGGAAAGACCAACAGGUGGAGCCAUUUUGUGAACGGGUGAUCAACGCUGAAGAAGAACCAGGAGAACAGAAAGACCAAGUGGUGGAGCCAUUCUUUGAACGAGUGAUCAAUGCUGAUGAAGAACCAGGAGAACGGAAAGACCAAGAGGUGGAGCCAUUCUGUGAACAGGGAAUUGAGGCUGAAGAGACAGUGCGAGAACCAGAAAACCAAGAGGUGGCAACAUCAUCUGAAGGCAUGAUCACAGCUACAGAGGCAGUGAUGAACAGGAGGGAGCAACAAGCAGUGCCAAUGUGGGAAGAGUCAAAUCCAGCUGUAGUGCCAAAAAGGAAUGAAGACGUUCAAGAGAAACCUGAAAGACAAGACCUGGCACAGUUGCUCUUCAGCUUGCUUGAUGAAGAGGAAGACAUGGAAGGGGUGGAGUUAGGAGAGGAAGAACAGGAGGAGAAUGAAUACCUUUAGGAGGCAGAAGUUUUGACCCGUUGUUGGUCUCUUGGCUUUUCGGUUCAGAUUCUGUUGCCUGGAGCGAUUUGAACUCUUGGAUCUUAUGUGAGUUUAAGUUGACGUUAUGUUUGUAUCAUUUAUAAAUAGUCAUUAAAAACCCCUAUUCUUCUUUUGUUUACACGAACACUUUCACACCAAACUGGUGCUGCUCUCAAGUCUGAUGCCUUUCAGCACUUCACCACCAUCAAACCAGCAGUUUGUGCAAUCACAUCGCUCACCAGGAGGUGGUGCUAUUGUGUCAGACAAUUUCAGCAACAAGCCAUGAAUAAUUUAUAUUGUUAUGAAUAUUACUAUUUAAAAAUGUUAAAUAUAGUAAUAAAUAAAUGCUCAGAACGGGACACAGACCAUUAACAGGCACUGGCAAAAGCACACCUGGCUGUGUCUUUGUGCUGUCGAUGUGGAAAACAUCUUCAGAACAGCUGGAACGACGUCAGCAGUGGUGUUCACAGGAAAUUUAUUCCGUUGUGGGAACGAAAUAGGAACGUUUCCUCGAUUUCUUCAUUCUGUAUGAUGACAGUAGCUUCAUCUAGAGCCUGGAUUUAUUGGAUCAUAGGGUUUGGUGAUCAAGCACACCUGCACUAUAUAUUUAUUAGUGAUUAUAAAGACACUAAGAAUUCAAACAAAACCACUGAAUUGUACAUUACAUGUAAAUAUGAAGGAUGUGAUAUGAGUUAAUAGUUACAAUAAUACAAAUGAAUAAAAGCUGAAGUAAAUAUUGA
Molecule: messenger RNA, 3096 nt
Organism: Silurus meridionalis
Lineage: Eukaryota; Metazoa; Chordata; Actinopteri; Siluriformes; Siluridae
Product: A-kinase anchor protein 8-like
Exons: 16
Coding region: 293-2335 (680 amino acids)
Cellular component (GO): nucleus
Molecular function (GO): DNA binding
Source: RefSeq, a predicted model, not a curated record